GCCAUGGCCGCCACCCACGUCCUCAUCGCCGUCCUCUUCGCCGUGUUGGUGGCGGGGACGGCCGCGGCCGCGCGCCCCGGGAGGCAGGCCUCGGACACCGCCUCGGACACCACCGACGGCGUCCUGGACCUGCUGGCCGGCUUCAUGCCCGACAUCAUGGGCCUGGUGAACGCGCCCGAGCUCUCCGACACGCUGAGCAUGGCCAAGGAGAUCGUCACGAGCAGGUGGACGUCGAAGGAGGUGUUCAAGUCGGAUUUGAAAACAGCCGCACUGGUGUCCGAGGCGAUCCGUCGCAACGUGCCUGGCAAACUGACGGACAAGGUGAAGGAGACGGCCAGGGCGGUCACUAGCAGUGCUGCCGAGGGUGCGGCGCGGUAUUUCCCAGGGGGCCGGCGGGCCCAGAAUUCGUGUGCUCGUCCCAAGUCACCUCGCAUGGCGUACUGCAAGGAUGAGGACGAGUACGACGAGGAGGACGAGGCCAUGGACUCUGAGGACGAGGAGUACAGGCAAGCGUUCGAGCGGAUGAAGUACGUUCCCGGAGCAGACGAUAACUAUGCCAGAGUCAUGAUUGUACGUCGAGGACGCACAGCGCGCCUAUCUUGUUACUGGCUAGAAACACCCGCAUUUUUAAGACUUUUACCCUUUCUAGGCAAUUUUACUCACUAUAAACCGCGAUUCAAAAUUGUCCUCUCAUCCGUGCAACGGACGUUUCGUUUUGCUUUCAGCUGAAGCGCGAUGCAGAAGCCUUUCUAGACACUCUAGACAACACGGGCCCACUGCCGCAGGAGUUGUAAAGCGGGGUCAUCAACUUCCUUACCCAUGCUACAAGAUUAAACUACCUACGAUUUACCUACAA
Thrips palmi is the source of this 856-nucleotide messenger RNA. RefSeq lists its product as uncharacterized. The transcript has 4 exons. Lineage: Eukaryota; Metazoa; Arthropoda; Insecta; Thysanoptera; Thripidae. The record is from RefSeq and is a predicted model, not a curated record. Bases 4 to 729 code for a protein of 241 amino acids.